CUCUCAGUUCGCUGUUCCUCGUUGCCUGACUGCCACGUGCCUCAGUUGUAAUCCAGAGUAUUCUAUUGAAUAUGUGAUGAUACCUCGUAACUCGAAUCAACUUUUUUAAACAAAAAGUUACCCCAUGUUCAAUGCAAAAGCUCAUUGUCCAAGUUUCAAUAAUGGCCGAACUCGCCUCAUGUCAACGAACCCAUCGAAUAACAAAAAACACACGUUGAACGUGCCGAAAAAUAGGAGGUGCUUCACUAGUUCGCCCUGCGGGACGUCGUCUUUUCUUUUUUCGUAAAUAUAUAUAUAUUUUUUCGUUUCCAUCGUUUGGUGCGUGUGUGUGUGUGUACAAUCGGAGGGAAAGUUCUUCUUUCCCAUGCGCCAACAGUUCAGUUUGUUUUGCGACGGCGUGGCAUGUGGUUGCGUCGAGCAACGUCGUCGUGUGGUGCCCCAUGCUUUUCUUCUUCCCCCCUCACUGCCAUUAAAGUCCUUUCAUUAGAAUUUGUUUUUUUCUUCUUCGUUUCGUGGUGAAUCACGCACGUUGCUGACGAACUUUGUCGAGUGCCAACGAAACAAUCGCUCGUGUGUGUCGACUUGAUUACACCGGAAGUUCGGGUGUGUAUGGCCGUUCCCUCCAUUUUCGUUUCUUUUUACUUCAGUCGUACCAGUGAAUUCCUUUCCGCCAGCGUACACACACAAAACAAGAGGAAGUGGGGGAAGGAAAAGCCAUGCGUCUGUCGUGGCCGAUACGGCCCAACAAUCGAAGGAUCUUGACGGAUGGUGAAGAAGAUGCGGAAGGCAGAAUGGUGGUGGUUGAAACGCCCGUCUCGUACGAUAUGCCAUCGUCUCCUGGCUCCGUGUCGACUACCAAUGAUGCGGCCACUCUGAUCGCUUCACCGGAGCACCGUUCAUCAUUACCGAUCACCAAUAACCGAAGGAUCAGCCGUUAUGGAGCCCAACAGCUUGAAGCUAUUUCGAUGGUAGCAUCAGACGAUGACGAAGAGGACGAUGAUUACGAACAGAAAAGGCAACUAUUAACUGACAAAUGGCGCCAGCUGUUCGACCAGUUCGAUCCGGAAGGUUUCGGAGAGAUUCCGUGGGAGGAUUUCGGCCGGGCAUUGCGGUCGCCUGAAUUUCGUCAACAUAUUGAGCCGCACAAGAUCCAGCAGCUGGAGGAGAAAUUUCACCUGCAACAACAACUGGACAACGACCAGGAAGAGGACAACAAGAGCGGCUGCAGUGGUCACCACGGCGACCGACCCAGUCGCACAUCAGAAUAUCGAACAUCGGCCAUCACCUUCCAGGACUUUGUCAAUGUGAUGAGCGGGAAGCGUAGCCGGAGUUUCAAGUGCGCCGUGCAUCACCGCGACCGUCAAGUGUGCAGCGAAAACGAUUUUCACCUGCUCCUACAGCCACCCACUCUCUUUCAAAGAAUGGUGAAGGUGAUUGCCGACGAGUUCCUGACGGACGAUCGGGAGCGCAAAUAUUACGCCGACCGUUAUUCGUGCUGUCCACCGCCCCUCUUCAUCAUCUUCAUCACGCUCGUUGAGUUGGGCUUCUUCACUUAUUAUACGGUGGUAAUGGGAGAGAUCAACCCGUCCGGUCCCGUGCCCAUCAAUUCCGUUUUCAUCUACCGGCCAGACAAACGGGGCGAAAUCUGGAGGUUUCUUCUCUACAUGGUCCUACACGCUGGGUGGUUACAUUUACUGUUCAACUUGUUGGUUCAAGUCCUGGUCGGCCUACCGCUCGAAAUGGUCCACGGAUCUAUGAGAAUAGGAGCCGUUUACAUGGCUGGUGUCUUGGCCGGUUCGUUGGGGACAUCUGUGUUCGACACGGACGUUUACCUGGUCGGUGCUUCUGGUGGUGUCUACGCUUUACUGGCCGCCCAUUUGGCCAAUGUUUUGCUGAACUAUAACAAUAUGGAAUUCGGAAUCGUUCGAUUGAUCGGAAUUUUCAUAGUCGCAAGCGCUGACGUUGGAUUCGCCAUCUAUGACCGCUACGCUGCCGAGCAAAUAGGCCCGCCCGUCUCUUACGUGGCUCAUUUAACGGGUGCUUUGGCCGGCCUGACGAUCGGUCUUCUUGUUUUGAAGAAUUUUGAACAAAAACUGCACGAACAGCUCAUUUGGUGGGUGGCUCUGGGCGUCUACGCUGCGUGCACGCUCUUCGGCAUCCUGUUCAACGUUUUCAAUCCCGAUCCUUUUUAUCCGGCAAACUGACUCCCGUUCUAAUUGUUGUGGAAACUGGCCGCUAGAUGUCUACAAGUGCGAAAGGAUUCCAAUCACAAUCGCCAGAUGGCAUUGUAGUGAGCUUAAAAAAAACAACACAACAAACAAUGGUCCUUGGUGGUUUUGUUCUAUUUUGGACGCAAAAAGAAUAACCAAAGUGGAAAAAAGUGCUUGUUGAAGAAAAAGCCACCAUCUGAGAAACACAAACAUUAAAUUUAUAUAUGCAUCGAAGAGAUUUGCUUCUCCCAAUGAAAAAAAAACAAACAAAAAACGUCGGCGAAUUAUCAUCGAAGAGUACCAGCUAGUCGAACGGAAAACGCACGAUGAUUGGAUACGGUUUGACAGACACUAUUAUCUUUGACCUUCUUCUUUCCUGUUUUGUUGGUUGUCCGUCUCUCUCCCCUGUUGGCUCACUCGCGACUCGUUCAAAAAUGGUUUACCUUUUCCCUCAACUCUUUGUCCUCCUUUUUUUUUCCAGAAUGAUAUUUACAAAUUGAGGAGGAUGUUAUAGAUAUAUAACGUGAUCCAAAGUUAUGAUUGUUGAUCUUUCUGUUGUCACACUUUUAAACAAAAUUAGUUUCUCGUGUAGAUUUUGCCUUUGCAUGCAUGUUGAGUCUGAAUGCCGUCACCCUUUCAUUCAAGUCAAAGUCCCUUCCUCAUCAAGUCUGCAAAAAACUUGUCACGCAAGUCAAUCAGACCUUGUUUUCUUUCCAUUUUUAAAACAAAAUAUUAUCCCGUCAUUCUCUCUCCCAAUCUAUAACCCCUCCAAAUUAUUUGUCCACCCAUCCCCAACGUACUUGCAAGUUGUUACUCUGUUUUCUUUCACUUUUUACCUUCCUUCUGGCCUUGAAGGUCUGCCUGGCCAUAUAGUCAUUGUUCUCUUGUCACAGAGAGAGAAUGGGAGGCAAGAACGUUUGAUUACUUUGACCAUUGGAGGUCAGAGUAUCUCGCAAGUCUCCACAAAACAAAAACAAAAAUAUCUAAAAAAAAACGCCACUCCUGUCACUUCUUGCUCCACAUCCCAAUUGUGUCUCCCUUUGUUUCUCUGUCUCUCGAGUUGUCAUAAUUUCCAAUCUCUUAAAACUCCAACACAUUUCGUCAAGUUGGAACUACGCCGUUCAUCAUCAAAACAUCGCCUUGUCGGGAUUAGAUCACUUUAUGUAAUCUCAGGGAUGUGAGGCAAUUCAACCGGGAAACAAACGCGACUUUUCUCUUCCUCUCUCUCUCUCUCUCUCUACACAGAAACCGUUGCAAAACUUAAAUUCACCAGUCUAAUCCCUCCGUUUCUUAUUUUUCCCUCGUUCUUUACUGCUACUGCAUCUACAAAAUUAUAUCAAAUCGAUUUGUCUCUUAUUUUUCCAUCGCCCGUAUGCACAGUAGGAUAAAGCAUUGAACAAUUUUUCCGUGGCCCUGAAUUAUAAAACAAACAAAAAAAAAAAAAAAAAAAAGUUUAAUUGCAAAUGAUUAAAUGAAAAAUUGCUUGAAAAAGAAAAGAAAAGCAUAUUAUUCUACUACAUAUAUUAUAUAUAUUUGUACAAACAAUUUGUGUAUAUUUCUCCUGUUGUUGUAUAACCAAGUGGAAAACAAAUAAUUGCAUCAAACAAA
This is a messenger RNA of Daphnia magna, 3818 nucleotides long. RefSeq names its product rhomboid-related protein 2-like. Gene Ontology annotation, molecular function: serine-type endopeptidase activity. The record is from RefSeq and is a predicted model, not a curated record. The transcript has 11 exons. Bases 717 to 2204 code for a protein of 495 amino acids. NCBI's taxonomy places the organism in Eukaryota, Metazoa, Arthropoda, Branchiopoda, Diplostraca, Daphniidae. Gene Ontology annotation, cellular component: membrane.